AUGGAGGAUUCUAAUCUGGCUAUAAACAAUAUCAGGGACUUCCUCACCCAGCUCCCGAAACUCGCCAAAUGCGAGUACAACGAAACCACUAGUUAUCUGCUAUGGAAAACUUUGAAUCUACGCCUUAAGAAUAAUGAUAACCAUGUCGAUUGGCCCUCUCUCGUCUCCAUCCUCAAUUCCGAGGCUUGGACAAGUGAAGCGUAUAGAGACAUACUAAAUGGCAAACAGUGGAAAACACUAGAGUUCGAGAGUGACCAUCGCCCACUAGAUAACAUACACACAGGAACAGCAUGCACACGUUUAUGUUUCCCCUCUGAGACAGUCUACUACUGUUUUACAUGCUCUACGAAUCCACUAUAUGAAAUCUGCGAACUUUGUUUUGAUAAAGGAAAACACAUGAAUCAUUCUUAUGUAGCCAAAGUGGUUAUGCGCCCGGAAGGCAGAAUAUGCCAUUGUGGUGAUCCCUUUGCCUUCAAUGAUCCAAGUCUAGCAUUCAAAUGCAUGAACGAACUGAAUAAUGUUUCUGGUUUUAGUGAAACUAAUGACGAUAUUGAUGACGAAAACGUUGUUUCCUUAUUGAAUUAUGUACUGGAUUUUUUAAUUGAUGUAACGGUUUGCUACAAGGAGGAGGCAGAAACCAACUCUGGUGAGAUAAAAACAUCUUCCCCCAGGAAUCCUGUCAACGAUGACACAACGGAUAAUCAAGAAUACGAAUCGUUGGUCAACGAUGACAAUUCUGCAUUUUUUGACAGCAAUUGGUCUAAUACAAAGAAAGAGCCCCGCGAGGAAUGGGCUAUCCAAAUCGAGGACGAAGAGUGUAACGUACACUAUAUGGACCUAGCGUCUAUAAUAACCAAAACAUUGAACGUGCCUAUUGAGUAUGCCAUUUCUAUUACCAGGGCUCUAGAAGACUCCCAUGAUGUAGUAACUGUGCUCCAAGGUGAAAACUUUUUUGAAAUGAAUAGAAUAGCUGAAGGGUUUCAGAAGGAAAACAUAAAAGUUUACGUACGGAAAAUGAGUGAUAUAUUUAAUAGAAAACUAACAGACGAUUUAACGAACUGGCUGUACUCUAUGUGCUUCAAGUCGACCGAAUCAUUGCAAAUUAAAUAUUUUCUUCGGAUUUCCAUGCUCGAUGUUUGGUAUUCGCACUUUUCUAAAAUGAGAGCUAGUCCUUCAAACUCAAACCCUGAUUUCUCUAAAAUAAACUUAUUAGGUGGAUUUCUACUAUCGAAUGAAGAUAGUAAUGGGUCCUGGUUCAAACCUUGGCCACUAGAACAUAUAAACGAUGAGAAAAUCUCGAAAAUAUUAACCAAAUACAAUGAUAGAUUAACCAAUGCACAUUCGCCGAACUCGGUGAGUCAUUUUUACAGUUUUUAUGGAUCAAGAUUCCAAUAUAUCAUUAUAAAUUCCAUUAACAUUCUGUCGAGAAAGUCCAAGUUCAAAAUGUUAAAGAUCAUAACGUCAUUAUUUUCCUUAAGGGAUGAGAGUAGAAAAUUUCUUGCCGCUCAGUAUAUCGACAUUUAUCUCUCCGUUCUCUAUGAUGCCGUGGCUUCAGACGCUAAAGAAUGCCAGGUAACUCUAAUGAGUCUCUUGGGACAAUACACUUUCCAAGACCCCAGCAUAGCAAAUAUGACUAUAAGCUCUGGAUUUAUCGAAAGAACCAUCAGGUUCGCCUUUACUCUCAUGGCAUUCAAUCCGGAAGACUUGAUGUCAUACUUACCUAUAUCUUUAUACAAUGGGUUCAAAUUACCUACCGAAACCAUACGAAACCGGAGAACAAUCAUUUGCUUCAAAGAUCUUUGUACGAUUAUGUCAGCAAACACAGUUCCAGAAGAGCUUCUAUCGAACGACGCGAUUUUCAAUGCAAUAAUUGAAUCCUUUUCUGAAUUCAAUAAUGUGCUUCCUUUAAAAAGGGAAACCAAAGAACAUGUGGAAGUUGAAAAUUUUGACUUCUCUGCGUUCUAUUUCUUUUUUUCGUCGAUUUUAAUUAUGACAGAUGGCUACGUACGUAGUAUAUCGUUGGUAAAAGACGCGACUUUCCGUAAACAUAUUGUUCUCAAGCUAUUGGAUGUUGCUCAGAAUAGGGAAUUUGAGUCGUUAACUCACUCAAGAAAGGCCAUAGCAUCUGAUAACAUAUCAACUAGUGAAACUGACACCAACAAAGCAAGUUUGUCUACUGUUAGAGAAACUAUAUGUAACUACGUUGCAGAAACGAUCGAUUACCAAGUGGGGGUGAACACACAAUAUUUUUUCAAUCCAAUGUCGUAUUUAUUCAAGUUCGUCAUUCAAUGGAGCCAAUGUGGUAGAUAUGAGCCUCUUCCUACAUAUUUAACAAACUACAUUGAUUUGUACGAGGUUUUCCAAGAUAAGCAGAAAGCUUUGCACAUAUCAGAAUCGGCUUUAUCUACCCUGGUUCUGAUCGGGCAAAUCAAUGUCGGCUUUUGGGUAAGAAAUGGUACUCCAAUCACUCACCAGGCCAGGAUGUAUACGAAAUACAGCAUGAGAGAGUUCACUUACGUUAGUGACAUCUUUAAUGUCCAAUUCAGCAUGGCAAUGUGUAAUCCUGAUGAACUAAUGGUUACAUAUCUUUCAAGAUGGGGAUUAAAACAUUGGGCAAAUGGUGUACCAAUGUACGAUUAUCCUGAUGCAGAAACUACCAUAGCUGUUGUCAAUGAAUGUAUUUUGUUACUGAUUCAAUUGCUCACAGAAGUGAGGUCGUUGGUCAUGAAAUCCUCUAAAGAGGGGUUUGAAAGAACAUUCAAGUCAGAGAUUAUUCACGCCCUCUGCUUUGACACAUGCUCUUACGCACAAAUUAACAAUUGCAUUCCCGAGCAUAUUACCAAGCACCCUUCAUUUGACAUAUAUCUUGAAAAAUACGCCAACUAUAUUCCUCCAAUAAGUUUAACUGACAACGGGACUUUUUCAUUGAAAGAAAAGUACAAAGACGAGAUUGAUCCUUAUUAUAUAGGACUCUCUUCUAGUAGAAGGUAUGAUGUAGAGAAAAAUAUCAGGCUGAACAUGGCCAAUUUGAAGAAAAUGAAAUAUGAAGACACUUUUGUACCAGCGAAAAAAGUCAAGGAUUUAUUAAAGAGCACUUUCUAUUCAGGACUUUACUCAAUAUCGUCAGCAAACACCUUUGGCUUGUUUUUAAAAAAUACACUUGAGCAUAUCAUCAAAUAUGAUUACGACCACUUACUACCAAGAGUUGUCCAUUUGAUACAUUUAUGCGUGGUUAAUAACCUAAAUGAAUUCAUGGGAAUAUUGUGGCAUGAAUAUGCAAUUGUAGACACAGAGUUUUGCCAUUACCACAGCAUUGGUUCUAUACUGUAUUACUGUCUGUUGAAGGAUACUUUUUCAGACUCGCAUGGCAAGAUCAGGGAAAUUUUUAGAUACCUAAUGGAAACAGCGCCUCAUGUCAAUGUAAGCAGUUAUUUAAAGGAACAAACUACUUCGUAUACGCCGGGUAUACUAUGGCCCACGAAGGAAGAUAAGAGUCACAAGGAUAAAGAAUUUGAAAGAAAAAAGCAUCUUGCUAGAUUAAGAAGAAAAAAAAUAAUGAAGAAGCUAGCUCAACAGCAAUUAAAAUUUAUGGAAAACAAUAGCGUGGACACUUCUGAAAUCAGUACACCCAGGACUAUGUCACCUAGUUUAUCGCCUUCUAGGGUAGAUAUAGAUAAUAAUAACAAGUCAAUGAGUAGUUGCUGUGACGAUGACUGUGCAUUUUGCAAGAUGUCAAAGGACGAUGAUGUUUUUGUUUACUUUUCUUAUCAAGAACGAAACAUAUGUGAUCAUGGUAUUGAUUUCACAAAUCCGCCAGACAUUAACAGAAUAAGUUCCCAGCUUAGCGGUAAGCAUCCAAGAAACAGUAUGAUUCAGGAAGACACGUAUGAAGAUGAUGUAUCGAGAUUAAAAUUGACCAGGUGUGAACCAGUAUUAAGAGCAUGUGGACACGGAUCUCAUAUCAAAUGUUUAAGUGGCCAUAUGAAAUCUAUUCGUGGUAUACAAAACCAAACCACAAAAAACAUUCCAUUAUCUUAUGGUUCAGGGCUAAUAUAUUGUCCCGUUUGCAAUUCCUUAAGUAAUUCAUUUCUACCGAAACUGAAUGACCCUAACAAGAAAGCAGCUAACGCUUUUUUCGAGUGUACUAAGGAUCAUAAAGAUAACAUAGAGGAAGAUGUUGAACUGUUGAGCUCUAUUUGUAUUAAAGCAGCAAUGAUCUUUAGUGAUCUACAAGGAGUAAAAGUCACUACUAUCGAUGAUGCAUAUAAAGUUGUUAAUAAUGUUUUAAUCAACACCGUAGCAAAUACAGAGCUGAGACUAAGGUCUUAUAGGGAACAUGGAAAAAUAGUGGACUUGAACAAGAUAUCCAGUCAAUGCGUUUUGACCUUACGACUACUUUGUGAACUGAAAUCGUUCCUUCAUAAGCAAUGCGUCGAGUUAAAAACAUUUGUCGACGAAAUCCCUAGUAAAAUAUGGAAUUGGAACGAAUUUUUAAUAGAAGGUAAUAAUAUGGAUUUGCUCCUGUAUAUGAGCCAAAAUUUCGAUAAUACUGAUCGAGAAAGGAUCGCGCAACCACCCACCCUUUGCGUUUAUGAAAUGUUCAAGAGAAGGUUUCACCAACUUUUACUUCUACUUGCAAGAGAUAUGAUGAGAGUAAAUUUUUACAAGGACUGCCAAAAUAAAAUCAAGCUAUCAUCAAAUCGAUCCGGCGAGCCACACACAAGUAUGUUGUAUUUAUUUGAGACUUUUAAAAAGUACAUUGACCUUUUCAAACCAGACGACAUUGAGUUUGAUGUUACGAGCUUAGAAAAGAGCAAAAACUUUAUAUGCUCGUUGUUACUAGAGUCGUUAACCAUCUUUUGUAGGAAAACGUACUUACUAUUUCGUAUCCAGUACGAAGAUGAUGACAACGAUGGCGACAGCACGACUAAACAAGAUGAAAUAGAGCAAAUCUUCCAUUAUUUCAAAUUACCCAAUUUAGCUCAUUUCCUGAAGGAUUUUUUCUAUAACGAAUUAACUCAAAACAUCGAAAGAUACAACGAUGGUAACGAUAACUUAAGAAUCCAAAAAGUCAUAUAUGACAUGGUGCAGAAUAUAAACUCAAGAUCAUACCCGUCCCCAGAAAAAAUUCAACUAAUCAAACUCCCGGUAAAUCUCUCCAAGUUUUCCCUUGACAACGACGAAAUAUCGAAUAAAUGUGAUAAAUACGAAACCGGAGUGUGUUUAUUGUGCGGCCAAAGAUGUCAUAUCCAAAAAAGCAUAGCACUACAAGGUUACUUACAGGGAGAAUGUACUGACCACAUGAAAAAUGGAUGCGAAAUCACGUCUUCCUACGGGGUUUUCUUAAUGACCAGGACAAACGCUAUAUAUCUGUCAUACGGCAAAAGAGGUACGUUUUAUGCAGCACCCUAUCUGAGCAAGUACGGAGAGACCAACGAAGACUACAAAUUCAGUACCCCUGUCUAUUUGAAUCAGGCCAGAUACGAGUAUCUGGCCAAUGAGAUUGUUUUCGGCAACAUGAUCCCGCACAUAGUGUUCCGACUAACAGACGGUAAUGCAGAUCUCGGUGGAUGGGAGACCAUGUAG
Molecule: messenger RNA, 5586 nt
Organism: Saccharomyces eubayanus
Lineage: Eukaryota; Fungi; Ascomycota; Saccharomycetes; Saccharomycetales; Saccharomycetaceae
Gene: UBR2
Product: putative ubiquitin-protein ligase UBR2
Exons: 1
Coding region: 1-5586 (1861 amino acids)
Biological process (GO): ubiquitin-dependent protein catabolic process via the N-end rule pathway; protein ubiquitination
Cellular component (GO): cytoplasm; ubiquitin ligase complex
Molecular function (GO): zinc ion binding; ubiquitin protein ligase activity
Source: RefSeq, a predicted model, not a curated record